AUGGCGGGGUCGGAGGAGCAGCAGCAGAGGGAGCUGAUGCUGUUCGACACGAGGACAAAGAAGGCGGAGAUGUUCCGGCCGCUGGUGGAGGGCAAGGUGAGCAUGUACGUCUGCGGUGUGACGCCCUACGACUUCAGCCACGUCGGCCACGCCCGUGCUUACGUCGCCUUUGACGUCCUCUACAGACGGUGUUUCUUUCUACAUAUUCUUGGCGAUGACUCUUGGAGGCAUGGAGCAGCGGAGGCUUGGCGUCAGAUGUGUGGUGACGGAUACGCGCAGGAGGUCGAUGCUGUCUGGCGUCGUGGUGGCGUCGGCGGCAGCGAGACCGAGCAAGGCCGAUGCAACAGUACAUCUCUGAAGAUGGAUAUGUGGCAGGUGGUUGUGGCGGCCUCAUACCCGGCAGGCGUCCUGGUUGAGGAGCACGCCGGACUGGUGGGUGCCCAUACCUGGCAGGCGUCCUGGUUGGGACCUCAGGUCUUAGAUGUUAGGUACCUAAAGUACUUGGGUUACGAGGUUGAGUAUGUGCGCAACUUCACUGAUAUCGAUGACAAGAUUAUUAGACGAGCAAAUGAAGCUGGUGAAACGGCAACUAGUUUGAGUAGUCGGUUCAUCGAUGAGUUCCUGCGUGACAUGGUUGAACUUCAGUGCUUGCCUCCUACUCGCGAGCCACGUGUGACGGAGCACAUUAAGCAGAUAAUAGAUUUGAUAACCAAGCUAGAGGAAAAAGGGAAAGCCUAUACUAUUGAAGGAGACGGCGUAUACUUCUCAGUUGAUAAUUUCCCUGAAUAUCUUAGUCUGUCUGGAAGGAGCUUAGACCAUAAUCUUCCGGGUUCACGAGUCGCUGUCGAUACAAGAAAGCGCACUCCUGCUGACUUUGCAUUAUGGAAGUUUGCGAAGGAGGGUGAGCCAUUCUGGGAAAGCCCUUGGGGCCGUGGAAGACCAGGAUGGCAUAUUGAGUGCAGUGCAAUGAGCGGGCAUUAUUUAGGCCAUGCGUUUGAUAUUCAUGGCGGAGGAAAAGAUUUGAUCUUUCCACAUCAUGAGAACGAGCUCGCACAAAGCAGAGCAGCGAAUCCUGAGAGCGAGGUCAAAUGCUGGAUGCAUAAUGGCUUUGUCAACAACAAUGGCCAGAAGAUGGCAAAAGCAGACAAAAACUUCUUCACUAUCAGAGAUGUUAUCGCUCUGUACCAUCCAAUGGCUCUCAGGCUAUUCCUGAUGCGAACACACUACAGGUCCGAUGUUAACCACUCUGAUGUAGGCCUUGAGUUUGCAUCUGGCCGUGUGUACUACAUCUAUCAGACUCUACAAGACUCUCAAGAGGUUAUAUCCUUGUACCAUGAUGAUGAGUUGGACGUCCCAGUACCAGCAGGCGAUCGCAAGGUGGUUGACGACAACCACGAGAGUUUCCUGAGACACAUGUCGAACGAUCUUCAUACCACAGGCGCCCUUGACGAGCUUAUGAAGCCAGUGAGAGCAAUGAACAACAACUUGAGUGAUCUGAAGAAAUUGCAGCAGAAACUGGAGCAGCAGCAGAAGAAAGAGCCAGAGAAGAAGAAGCAGCAGCAGCAGAAAAAGAAACAGCCCGAGGAGAAACAAGAGGAACAUUAUGUACAAGCUCUGGUUGCCUUGCACGGCGAAGUCACGAAUAAACUGUCUAUUCUUGGCUUGAUGCCGUCAUCGCCCUUGGCUGAGGUGGUGAAGCAACUGAAGGAGAGGGCGCUGAAGCGAGCAGGGAUGAGUGAAGAGGAGCUGCAGCAGGUGAUUGAGCAGAGAAGCGCUGCGAGGAAGAGGAAGGAGUUUGCGGAGUCGGACCGGAUCAGGGCGGAGCUCUCUGCCCGCGGCAUCGCCUUGAUGGAUGAGCCUGCCGGGACGCUGUGGAAACCAUCUGAACCAGAACUAGCUGAAGAAGCGUAG
Messenger RNA from Triticum turgidum subsp. durum (durum wheat), 1911 nucleotides. NCBI's taxonomy places the organism in Eukaryota, Viridiplantae, Streptophyta, Magnoliopsida, Poales, Poaceae. The record is from the annotation of a GenBank genome assembly.